Molecule: messenger RNA, 2879 nt
Organism: Synchiropus splendidus (mandarinfish)
Lineage: Eukaryota; Metazoa; Chordata; Actinopteri; Syngnathiformes; Callionymidae
Gene: plbd1a
Product: phospholipase B domain containing 1a
Exons: 12
Coding region: 132-1760 (542 amino acids)
Biological process (GO): phospholipid catabolic process
Cellular component (GO): extracellular region
Molecular function (GO): glycerophospholipase activity
Source: RefSeq, a predicted model, not a curated record
UCACGCGCUUCUCUCGUUUCCGGUUUCCCUCCCCCAAUGAGGAAUCGAAUCCGCUGCGCUUGGAUACUCCUCGUCUACUCCGUCUCUCUCCGUUGUGUCGCGCGCUCGAGUCUCCCGACGCAGCCGCUGUCAUGACCGCAGCAGAGAUUCUCGCCUGUUUCUUGCUGGCGGCCGCCGCCGCCGCGACUUCUGACCAACCUGGUUCUGCCGCAGAGGUGACGACUGCCACGGUGUUCUGGGACCCGCACCUGAAGACAGUGGUUGUGAAGGAGGGGGUCCUGCAGACGGACGGGGACGCGUACGGCUUCCUGAACGACACCCUGUCCUCCACGGGCUGGAGCGUCCUGGAGAUCCGGGCCGGAUACGGAAGGAGCCCUGUGGCAGACGAGCUCACCUUCUUCCUGGCGGGUUACCUGGAGGGCUUCCUGACGGCCGCGCAGAUGAUGGACCACUACUCCAACAUGUAUCCGCAGCUGAUCAAGGAGCCCAAAGUGCUGGAGGUGGUCCAGAGGUUCCUCAAGGAGCAGGACCAGUGGGUGAGGCAGCAGGUGAAGCUGGGCCGGGGGUCGGACCCGCUGUGGCGCCAUGCCGGCUUCAUCCUGGCCCAGCUGGAUGGACUGCAGGCUGGCGCCGCCGACUGGGCCAAGAAGGAGGGGAAGAAGCCUCUGUCCCUUUUUGCCGUCCAGUUCCUCAGUGCCGUGGGCGACCUGCUGGACCUCAUCCCGGCCCUGGUCCCGCCCAACAGCUCCACUCCUGAACAGCCGACACUGCCCGGCAUGGGUCACUGCUCCGCCCUCAUCAAGGUGACCCCCGGCUAUGAGAACCUGCUCUUGGCCCACUCCAGCUGGUACACUUACGCCGCCAGCAUGCGGGUCUACAAGCACUGGGACUUCCGGGUGGCAGAGCCCCACACUGCGACGGGGAGGCUGUCCUUCAGCAGCUACCCAGGCUUCCUGGUCUCUCUGGAUGACUUCUACCUGCUGGGCUCCGGCCUGAUGAUGACCCAGACCACCAACAACGUCUUCAACGCCUCACUCUUCGACCUUAUCACCCCCUCCAGCCUGCUGGCCUGGCAGCGGGUCCGGCUGGCCCACAGCCUGGCCCGCUCGGGCGAGGAGUGGGCCCGGGUCUUCUCGAGACACAACUCUGGGACCUACAACAACCAGUACAUGGUUCUGGACCGGAGUAAGGUCCAACUGGGUCACAGUCUGGGGGACGGGGCACUGACGGUGGUGGAGCAGAUCCCAGGACUGGUGGAGUUCUCGGACCAGACAGACACUCUGCGCAGAGGCUACUGGCCAUCCUACAACAUCCCGUUCCACAGGAAGAUCUACCAGAGGAGCGGCUACCAGCCCAUGUGGGAGAAAUUUGGGGACGACUUCUCCUACGACCUGUGUCCACGAGCCAAGAUCUUCAGACGGGACCAGGCCCGUGUGGAGGACCUGGACUCUCUGAAGCACAUCAUGAGGUUCAAUGACUACAAGAAGGACCCUUACUCCAGAGGAGACCCCUGUAAGUCCAUCUGCUGCCGCAAUGAUCUGAAGGCUGAGGAGCCGUCGCCAGGCGGUUGCUACGACACCAAGGUGACUGACCUCUCCUUGGCCCGGGACCUGGCCUCCGAGGCCAUCAACGGUCCCACCACUCAGGACGGGCUUCCUCCGUUUGCCUGGGAGCAGUUCAGCACCGUCCCUCACCAGGGUCUGCCCCCCCUCUACAACUUCUCCUUCGUCCGGAUGCAGCCGCGUCUCUUCCGGCCCUGACUGACCCCGCCCACUCUCCACAGUGGUUUUAAGCAACAGGUCUCUUUUAAACAGCGCUACGCCCGCCUGUGCUGUCAGGUUCUUAUUAAAGUUUUAGCAAGUUUGUGGUGUGUGUGGCCUCAGUAUGUGCUGCGUGGAGGGUAAGCAGGGGGCAGCCUCAUGAGGCUCCUGGGACGCUCACGGUGUCUCUCUGCUUCCGUCGAAAUUGAGGAAGUGAAACGCUGGUGGUGCCUCUGCACUCAUUUCACCAACUGGCCUCCCCCCGACUGAUGCUCGUAGCUGCAGCCAUGAGCAAGAAGAAGUCCUGUCCUGGAGGAGAGAAGUGGGACACCCUGCUCAGCGCCUGCAUCCAUGAAGGCGCCGCACCUGGACCCUCCGACGGUGAGUCUUUGCUGGGGAGGAGGGAUGGGGGCUCCAGCUCUCAGUCAUGUUUCCCAUCAUGGUCCCACCAGAUCCUCUCCUACCCUCAGACCCGGAGCUCAUGGCUGCUUCUCCUGUUGGACGGUCUCAGUCCACGUCUCAAGUGAGUCCCAUGCUCUGGACGCUUGUGGUACUGACCACUGCGGGCUCCGUCUUGGCGCUGGUGUUGUGGAUGGUCAUCUUCAUCCGGAGGAGGCGCAGGACUACCGGGUUCAGGGCUCCGGAUCAUCCCACAAAAACCGAGUUCCUGAACAAACCUGCAGCGCUACCGACAGGUGUCUCCAGCAGCGAGUCCCAGGGCUCCGCCCACUCAUGCCACCAUGACCUGCCGCACCCGUCCGCCCCCUCCGGGCCCUCGCUUGGUCCAGUCUGGAGCCACAGGGUCCCGCUUCCUGCCACAGAGCUGGGGGGCACCGCUCUGGUCACCACCAAGACGGUCGCUGGAGGCGCCGGGUCGUGAUGUCUGUCUGUGUGUGUGUGUCUGUCUGUCUGUGUGUGUGUGUGUGUGUGUGUGUGUGUGUGUGUGUGUGUGUGUGUGGCCAGCAGAGCUCAGUCUAUGCGCCCCAGCGACCAUGAUCUGGACCGGAUAGACCCGAGGAUCGAGCGUCAAAAUAAUAUUUAAUAAAAAUCACAAACAAGUCAUUUGGAGUCUUUCAAAAACAAGGUAGCAUCGUUGUGUUGUGGACAAAUGUGGAGAUU